UGAAUUACAUCUUAUUUGUUGGUCGCUCCGGUGAAACUUCUAAGAACGUAAGAGAACUGAAUAAUAGUAUCAAAACCCCUCAUCUCCAGCUUUUACGAACUCUAUUCUUUACACAUCUAACCAAAUGCCUAUAAAAUCUAAAGUGUUUUCUCUUACAUCGGUCUCUCACGACUUCAUGAUACUGCCAUCUUCUUGCCUUAUAGUUCCACUCAGGAGCGCGAGUCUAAGAAAGAUAACUUUUGUUUUCUGUCAGAACUCAUGUACACCAAAUCUAUUUCCCACAAAUCAACAACGGUCAUUUAAAUCGCAUACCUAUGGGGUAUACAAAGCAGUCUAUGACCAACGAAAGUUCAUACCGGAAAGGAAGGAUCCUGAGGAGGAGGAACACUCCUACAAGAAACUCGUCGAAGCAUUGGCCAACAGGCCAAUGACUGAUUCUCCAAUUUCGGAUUUUAUUUCCAGAUUUCGAAUUGUUAGGCGCUUUUACAAAUAUUGGACCGCUGGUCGAAAACCAACCGGAAAGACACACUUCCUUGGACGUGAGUUCCUGGGACCCCAUACACCAGAAGUUAAGAGAGCUCGGGAAGUAGUUGAAAGGCUGUUUCUUGUGCUUCCAGAUGGUCAUAUAUUUCGGCGCGUGGAAGUUGUCAAGAAUCCCGGAGGUACUAACGCCUCGGCUACCUGGGAUGGGGUGAUCGUCAUAGAUCAAGGGAUCUUUCAUUUCGCCUACAGUGAUAACCUUCUAGCCUACCUCAUAGGUCAUGAAAUGGCUCAUCAUUUGCUGCGGCAUAAUGAUAAAAUGAGUCCCGGAUCGGAAGCUUACAACAAGAUCAUAGCUCUCCGCGCUUUCUUCACUGACCUGUCGUCACACCAACCGUCCGUCCUUAAUCAUAUGAUGAACACACAGAUUCUCAAAAAUCGGAAAAUGAGUAGAGAUCAUGAGUUUGAAGCCGACGAGGAAGGUAUGAUGAUCAUGUGGAGAGCUGGCUAUAAUCCAAAAGCUUGCAUGGAAUUUGAAAGAAAACGCGUAGAAAGGGAUAAGCAACUCAAAAGAUUAAACAAAAACUCCGAUAAUGAGGACAAUCCUGCAUUGUGGAGACAUCCAUCCCACGACCAAAGAUUAGAACGUUUGAUACGCUGCCAUGCCGGAAGAGAGGGCGAGGUCGAUGGAUGGUGGAAAGAAAAUCAACUAGCAGUGUACGAUCGAAAGCAACGUCAAGAUGCAGAGAAACAAGCGAGAGAGAAACUGCAGAAACAAAAGGUGACAUAUCAAUGGAAAGCACCGGCCAAUGUAACUCGCGAUACCGUCUCCUUGGGAAAUUCCAACCGAAUCAGCAACGGGAAAAAGGAGACAAGACCAAGCACGCAAUUGAAAGGAUCCAAAAAUAAGCUGAAGAAUUGAGUGUGGCUUCGAAACACCCAGCAUCGAGAAACAGCAAGUAUACUUUCGACAUUGAAUCCACUUAACCUUUUGACCAAUAUGUUUACUCCGUUUCCGACUAGCCUUGUCGUUUGCUCUUUCGCAUAGUGAGAACUACUUCCAUCUCACCUUGCGCUGGAAGUAAUAAUCUGCACUUCAAUUCAAGUCGCCUUAGCGCCGUGAUAAUUUGAAUGUUCAUGGCGAUUUGUGUCGUCUAUUACAAGCCAUCACUCGCACCAGAAGCAUCGAACCAAGCGAAAUUUUUAUUUUUCAAAAACUCUCAUUAUCGAUUGCAUCCUUAUUCCUCUGUCAAAAAUUAACAUCAUUAUCAUCGAAUAUUUAAUCCGAAUUUCCAUCACCCCAGCCACGAAUGCCGCUUCAUGAAAACAAUCAUCAGAACCACUUCAACAUAUCCUUCCACUCUGGCUUAAAUUCUCACAACAAUCUGGCCACCAACAACCUCGGGUCAAGCCUUCUCAAAGCUCACAGACUCCAGAUUAAGAUAAAUAUUAAAUGUUGAGUCUGGAGUCUGCAGACCA
Messenger RNA from Botrytis cinerea B05.10, 1959 nucleotides. RefSeq lists its product as hypothetical. Gene Ontology annotation, cellular component: membrane. NCBI's taxonomy places the organism in Eukaryota, Fungi, Ascomycota, Leotiomycetes, Helotiales, Sclerotiniaceae. The record is from RefSeq and is a predicted model, not a curated record. Bases 125 to 1402 code for a protein of 425 amino acids. The transcript has 3 exons. Gene Ontology annotation, molecular function: metalloendopeptidase activity.